UGUUUGUUUAACUCUGUGUUUAUCAGUUCAUUCAAAGUCCGAUUAGAAAGACGAAUGACAGGAGAGAGAGAUCUCAACACUAGUUAUCAAUUAAUUUUACUAUUAGUUUGAGAUGUGAUCUUAUGUUUAGUUGUGUUGGAAUGUCUGUCCAAUAAUAGUCGUGUCGACUCUACUGCUGAUUGACUCUUGACUUUUAAUAUUAUAAAUUUAUCUCAUAAUUUACUAUUGCAUUCGUUUCGCAAAACAAACUUUAAUUAGAGUUGAACAUCAAGAUGAAUGGUAUGCCAAUGACAAUGGACCCGACUAUGGAUAUGCCAACCACUGAUUCCAGUGGUGGCGGAGGUAUGGAUAUGGAUAUGGGUAUGAAGAUGUACUUCCACACCGGAUACGAGAAAAUGGUUUUGUUUGAGAAAUGGGUUGCUACUACUGAUGGAGCAAUGUUUGGCGUCUGUGUCUUCUUCUUCGUACUGGCCGUAGUGUACGAGUCCUUAAAGUACUACCGACAGGUCCACUCAGCCAAAGCUCUAUCCCUACUCGGAGGUCAUGUCCACGAAGAGAACGGAACGGCAGCUUCGAGUACGACUACUCAAGACUCGGGCCCAUCAGCAGCUGACAAGUAUGAGAGACCCCUCACAACAACCCGGGACAGGAUUGUGAGGCCCGCUAUUAAACGGCUAUCAGUCGCACAUCUGUGGCAAACAUUUCUACAUAUACUCCAAGUGUUCAUAUCAUAUCUGCUUAUGUUAGCGGUUAUGACAUUCAAUGUGUGGAUAUGUCUGUCCAUUAUAUUAGGCGCAGGAGUUGGCUAUUUUCUGGUCGGAUCACAAAAACCCAACACAUAUUCAGCCUUUGAAGAUCACUGUCACUGAAUAAUUGACAGUCAAUGGACACGUCUUACAAACUAUUUAUAUUUAUACGGUUUUUCAUCGCAUAUCAAAUCUAUUUGAAAGUGAUUUUUAUAGACUUUAUUUAAAUGCUAUAAAUAUAUUUGCGAAUUA
This is a messenger RNA of Oppiella nova, 998 nucleotides long. The record is from the annotation of a GenBank genome assembly. Lineage: Eukaryota; Metazoa; Arthropoda; Arachnida; Sarcoptiformes; Oppiidae.